This is a messenger RNA of Abrus precatorius (Indian licorice), 995 nucleotides long. RefSeq lists its product as uncharacterized. The record is from RefSeq and is a predicted model, not a curated record. The coding region runs from base 37 to 960 and encodes 307 amino acids. Gene Ontology annotation, cellular component: membrane. The transcript has 8 exons. Lineage: Eukaryota; Viridiplantae; Streptophyta; Magnoliopsida; Fabales; Fabaceae.
UUAUCAGGGUCCUCAAGCCAUACAUGGCAACCUUCCAUGACUUCAGAUACUACUGUUCUAAGUUAUUGGUUGAAUUGGAGGUUCUUCUUCUGUGCACUAUGGAUUUUAUCCUCCAUGGCUCUAGCAUUUUUUUUAAUAUUAAAGUAUGAGGGAUUCAAUAGAUCAAGAUCUGAGAGAGGAGAAAAUCAAGGAGAAGAUGCUGGAUUGGUGUAUGAGGAUGAAGCAUGGAAUACAUGUCUUAUUGGAAUUGAUCCUUCUUGGCUGCUAAUUUAUAGAAUCAUUUGUUUUAUCGUGCUUUUGGCUUUGAUCAUUGCAAGUGUGGCUGCUGAUGGAGGCGGCAUAUUUUACUACUACACUCAAUGGACCUUUACUUUGGUCACUAUUUACUUUGGGUUUGGAUCAUAUUUCUCCUUACAUGGAUGUUCCUUAAAACAAAAAAAAAUAGGGAGCAGCACAGUGAAUGGUAAUUCGGUAGAUGCAGAACUGGGCGCUUAUACAAGGAAAACUGCUGGUUUAUGGGGUUACAUUUUUCAAAUAAUUUUUCAGACUUGUGCAGGUGCUGUAGUGCUCACUGACUCUGUAUUCUGGUUCAUAAUUUAUCCGUUGCUGACAUCCAAAGAUUACAGUCUCGAUUUUUUGAUUUUUUGUAUGCACUCCAUCAAUGUUCUUUUCCUCCUUGGUGACACAUCAUUGAAUUGCAUGAGAUUUCCAAUGUUUCGAUUUGCAUAUUUUGUCUUGUGGACGGCUAUAUUUGUGAUUUUUCAGUGGAUCAUCCAUGCUUGCGUUUCAAUUUGGUGGCCUUAUCCUUUCCUUGACUUGUCAUCCCCUUAUGCACCUUUAUGGUAUUUAGCUGUGGCUUUGAUGCAUUUUCCAUGCUACGGCAUCUUUGCUUUAAUAGUGAGGAUGAAGCACUCGUGGUUGUCAAGAUCUUUUCCAGGGUCUUCCCUGUUUGAGCGGUGAAAACAUAUUCCACAACAUACAACUUUGAAUGAAGA